Messenger RNA from Aspergillus welwitschiae, 819 nucleotides. RefSeq lists its product as uncharacterized. Gene Ontology annotation, biological process: proteasome-mediated ubiquitin-dependent protein catabolic process. The transcript has 4 exons. Bases 1 to 819 code for a protein of 272 amino acids. The record is from RefSeq and is a predicted model, not a curated record. Gene Ontology annotation, cellular component: nucleus; cytoplasm. Gene Ontology annotation, molecular function: protein binding. Lineage: Eukaryota; Fungi; Ascomycota; Eurotiomycetes; Eurotiales; Aspergillaceae.
AUGUCCUCUGCCAAUUACAUGUCUCCCUCUUCCUCGACGACGCCAACAUGGCAUCAGUUCGAACGGAAGGUUGAGGAGGUAAAACCAUCCAAAACUGAUAUCAAUUAUCUAGUCAUGGAUUACCUCAUCACCAAUGGCUACCCAGCUGCUGCGAAGAAAUUCUCAGUAGAGGCCAACAUCCAACCCAGGGCAGAUAUCGAGUCGAUUCAAGAAAGAGUUGACAUUCGAACUGCGAUUCAUUCUGGGAAUAUUCAGGUCGCCAUUGAGAAGAUCAAUGAGCUCAACCCACAGAUCCUAGAUGAAAAUGCUCCUUUACAUUUCGCAUUGCUGCGACUGCAGCUGGUGGAGUUGAUUCGCUCGUGCAUCUCUUCCCCCGAUGGCGACGUCAGCCCUGCCCUUGAGUUUGCGAGCUCCCAACUUGCACCGCGGGCACCCACCAACCCCCAGUUCCUUGAGGACCUUGAGAGGACUCUUGCUCUCUUAAUAUUCCCGGCGGAUAGCCUGUCCCCGCCACUUGCCCCUUUACUACACCCCGACCUUCGUAAGGAUAUUGCCAACCGCGUCAACGAAGCCAUUCUGCUGAAUCAAGGCGCUCGUAAAGAGGCCCGGCUACGCAACUUGGUUAAACUGCGCGCGUGGGCUGAACAGAAAGCCCGGGAGGCUAAGAAGGAUAUACCCGAGAAGCUGGACCUUGGACUGGGCGAUAAUCCCAACACCCACAACAGUAAUCCCCUGGCCAAUUCGACCAGUGCCAGUCACAAUGGCUCUAACGACACCGUAAUGACCAAUAAUGGGGAUAUCGACCCCAUGAUCUCAUAA